Molecule: messenger RNA, 1404 nt
Organism: Capronia epimyces CBS 606.96
Lineage: Eukaryota; Fungi; Ascomycota; Eurotiomycetes; Chaetothyriales; Herpotrichiellaceae
Exons: 3
Coding region: 1-1404 (467 amino acids)
Biological process (GO): polysaccharide biosynthetic process
Cellular component (GO): membrane
Molecular function (GO): acyltransferase activity, transferring groups other than amino-acyl groups
Source: RefSeq, a predicted model, not a curated record
AUGGACGGGGCGCGAGAGAUGUUUAGCAGAAUCCGCCUCCUCCGACUGAGCGCCGAGGCUAAGGAGCGGGCUAUGAAAGAUACCGCAUGGGCAGAUGGCCUCCGAGGAAUCGCGGCGGCACUGGUGGUGUCAUCGCAUCUAGUUCUAUGCUAUGCUAGGGGUCUAGUUCCGCCAUGCUGCGCCAAAGAUAGCACCACGCCCGCCCUGUUUCAAAGGCCCAUCUUGCGCCUGGUGAUCAGCGGGCACUCAUGGGUGGCUAUUUUCUUCAUCCUGAUGGGCUUCGUCAAUUCAUUGAAGCCCCUCCAGCUCGCAAGAUCCGGGCAGAUUGAUAAAGCGCUGAGCAAACUGUCCUCAUCAUCCUUCAGUCGGGUUUUCCGCUUGGUGCUCCCUGCCAGCGCCGCCACCCUCAUCAGCUGGAUCAUUUGCAACCUGGGGCUCUACGAGAUCUCUGGAUCCAGUGAUGCGUUUUGGCUGAGCACCACGACUCCUCGGCCCAGCGACAGCUGGCAACAAGCCUUCAAGGAUCUCAUCGCGGGCCUCCGAGGGACUUGGGUCUACUACGGCGGAAAUCCAUAUGAUCAACCACAAUGGGCUUUGGUCUACCUGCUUCAGGGCAGCGUCAUGAUCAUCAGUGCCUUAUCUCUUGUCAUAUCCAUGACACCGUUCUGGCGAACCGUGACCUUGGUCAUUCUCUCGUUCUGGUCCUUGAACUGGAGCCGAAUCAUUGGAGAUCCUUUCACGGGCCUGUGUUGUUUCGCAGGCAUCAUCCUGGGUGAGAUGAAUCUUUCGAACAUGCCCACCGCUGCUUCGGCCAUCUCGCCCUUUGUCUCACCUCCGCUCAUCAUAUCUGCGCUGGUGAUGAUGUCCUUCCCUGGCUCAUUCUAUGAGUCAGCUGCCUGGUCCACCUGGCUCCACGAUGUUGCGAUUCGCCAUGUUCCCGCCGACAUAACAAACACGGUGGAUCGAAUGUAUGGGUCUUUGGGAGGGAUCCUGCUUAUCGUUGGAAUCAUCAUCUCCCCUCACGCUCGUUGGCUUCUAAGCCGUCGACCUCUGCAAUUGCUCGGCAAAAUCAGCUUUGCAAUCUACUUACUGCACGGGAUGCUGAUGCGCACUGUCUUUGCGUGGGUCCUGCACUUGGGCCAUCCAAAGCAGCAAUUGGCACAGUACACCGAGGACGGAGCCGAGUACUAUGUCGAACGAUAUCUGGUCCCGGGCUUCUUUCAGUGCGCUUUAGCAACCGUUGUUUUGAUGGUCUGUGUGGCUGGGGCAAGCCAUGUGUGGAAUCUCAAGCUUGAACCGGUCUUUGCCAAAAUCACGAGCAAACUUGAAGGACUGGUGGCUGGCAAAUUCUAUAUUGAAGUCAAGUCGGAAGAGAAGACCGUUCUUCCAUUGCGGAAAGAUUGA